Molecule: messenger RNA, 839 nt
Organism: Archocentrus centrarchus (flier cichlid)
Lineage: Eukaryota; Metazoa; Chordata; Actinopteri; Cichliformes; Cichlidae
Product: otoraplin
Exons: 4
Coding region: 197-586 (129 amino acids)
Biological process (GO): cartilage condensation
Molecular function (GO): protein binding
Source: RefSeq, a predicted model, not a curated record
AGCUCCAGAGUUUGGAAUUUCUGAAACUCAACACUGAUUGGUUAGGCGAAGUGUGAUGCGGGGCCUCAGCCCAUUCUGUCCUGGCUGAGAGAAGUGUUUGUGACUUUUAUAGUCAUAAGUUCCAUCAAACAUCUGCAUUCACAUCUGGGCUUACACACACUCACAAUACUUCCUCGGUUCUGCUCUUUUGGUGAGCAUGAGUUAUCCACUGGUGAUUCUCUUCUGCGUGGGACUGCUACACCAGACCACGAGGGCUGUCCUCAUGGAUAAACUAGCAGACCAGAAGAUUUGCGGAGAUGCAGAGUGCUCAUACGUUCUGUCCAUGGCCACAGCCUUGGAUGACUUCAUAGCGCCUGACUGCAGAUUCAUCAGCCUCAAGAAGGGUCAGAUGGUUUAUGUGUACUCCAAACUCAUAGCAGCAGAGGGCGCCGGAGUCUUCUGGUCUGGAAGUAUUUACAGUGAGCGGUAUGUGGACCAGAUGGGCAUCAUUGGAUACUUCCCAGCAACCGUCCUGAAGGAGACCCAGAAGUUUACAGAAAACACAGUUAAGAUGCAAACAACUGACAUGGACUUCUACUGCGAUUAAGGGACCGAAACCUCCUCCUUCUUCUCAAGUCUUUCUAUUAGUAACUUCAGCAUUUAUUAAAGACACAAUAUGCAAACAUGUUACUCAGUAAAUCUUUUUUCCCACGAUUUUCAAAUAUUUUGAUUAUAUAAAAAUAAUUCUAAGAAUUAAAGAGUUUUCCAGACUUCUUUGAUUUUUCAUGAUUGGUAAUUGCAAGUUUUAUUGUACAUUCCUUUGUAACACAUCUGUAAACUAAAACUUAGAAGUAGCUGCU